CAAAUCACCGAGGACUAACACCCCGAGAGUUUCGAGCUUUCCCAAUACAUUUCCAUCUUCAAAACCAUGGCUUCUUAAACCCUAAUUAUCUUCUCCUUCUUUCUGUCCUCUACCGUUGGAAUUUCCAGGGUUUCUCACCGAAAAUUCCAAAUCAUGUGGUACUUAAACUACAUUUUAAGAACAUCUAGAAACCCUAGAAUUUUAUCUCUAAAAGACUCUUCUUUUCUAGGUUAUUUAUCACAAUCAAGAAACCCUAAUUCUUCAAUUCCAAAUGAACGAUCUUGGAAUAAUCGUUUUGCAUCUACAUCAACUGAAGAAGUAAACCCUAGUGAAAGAGUAAUAUCGCUUGUCGAUGAAAUCAGUGAUCUUACAUUACUUGAAGUUGCAGAUCUAACAGAAGUAUUGAGGAAGAAAUUGAAUAUAAAUGAAAUGCCAAUCAUGAUUACGAUGACGCCAGGAAUGGGGAUUGGUGGUAAAGUUGGUGGGGGUGUAGGAGGAGCUACAAAAGGGGGAGAAGAGAAAAAAGCUGCUGAAAAAACUGCAUUUGAUUUAAAGCUUGAAGGGUUUGAUGCUGCUGGAAAGAUUAAGAUUAUUAAAGAAGUUAGAACUUUUACUGAUUUGGGUUUGAAAGAAGCUAAAGAAUUGGUUGAAAAGGCUCCAACUUUGUUAAAGAAAGGAGUAACUAAGGAAGAAGCAGAGAAGAUUAUCGAGAAGAUGACAGCUGUUGGUGCUAAAGUUACAAUGGAAUAAUAAGGUAUUUUGUUUGUCUUCUCUGUUGUAAUUCAUUAGGAAGUUUUUAUUUUUGGGUUGAACAUGAGGUUUUAUUUGGAUUAGUUUUUAGUUUUACAUGUUACGCUUAUUUACGAUUGUUUCACACUGAGAAUCAUUGGUAUCGAAUAAUGCUUGAAAGUCUGCAAUUGUCAGAGUUAUGAGUAUAAAUAGAGCAAUUAACCAUGGAAUUAGUUUUGCAAGAAUGUAUGAGCUAUUGAGCAUGUAAGUUGUAGCAAUAUUCUGGUCCCUAGUUUUGGAAAAAAUGUUGUUUCACGACU
Molecule: messenger RNA, 1049 nt
Organism: Papaver somniferum (opium poppy)
Lineage: Eukaryota; Viridiplantae; Streptophyta; Magnoliopsida; Ranunculales; Papaveraceae
Product: 50S ribosomal protein L7/L12-like
Exons: 1
Coding region: 154-750 (198 amino acids)
Biological process (GO): translation
Cellular component (GO): ribosome
Molecular function (GO): structural constituent of ribosome
Source: RefSeq, a predicted model, not a curated record